UUAAAUAAGCUUAGCCAAACGGGCUCUAAGUUAGCUAUUCAAACCAGAAUCAAACCAUAAUCAAACCAAAAAAUCAUUAAAAUAACAUGCACAAAUUAAUUUAUAAACAGUUUCCACAUAUUUAAACAGCAAUAUUUUUGCAGAUAAUUUCUCUACAGAAAUGGCAAUUCAGAAAAUGAGAAUCAGUCAAAUAUUCCUUCUUAACCUUGCAUCUGUUUUUACCAUCUUAUCCCUGCUAUCACUUUCAAGUUCAACAGAGGCCGCACCAGUAGGAGUCUGCUACGGGCGCGAGGCGAGUAACCUGCCACCAACCUCCGCCGUGGUCCACCUCCUCCAAUCCAACGGAAUCUCAUGGAUCCGGAUCUUCAACCCGGAUCCGGAAGCUCUCGCCUCCUUCUCCGGCACCGGAAUCCAGCUGAUGAUCGGCGUUCCGAACGAAAUCCUCCCAACUCUAGCAAACGGCACCGUUUCCGCCUCCCUCAUAUGGCUCGAAUCCAACAUCUUCUCCCUAAUUCCACCUUCCCAAGUGCGAUACUUAGCCGUCGGCAACGAAGUCCUAGUAAACAAUCCAUCCUACACCCAAUUUUUAGAACCCGCCAUCCUCAAUCUGUACCGAGCUCUUCACGAAUUAGGGUUAGCCGACGCAAUCAAACUCUCAUCCCCACACGCGGCGGCCGUAUUGUCCGAAUCCUACCCUCCGUCGGCCGGCGCGUUCGACCUCAGUCUCACACCAGUUAUGGUCCCGCUUCUGAAAUUUCUGAGCGAAACCGAGUCGCCGUUGAUGGUCAACGUUUACCCCUUCUUCAGCUACGUCAACAACCACCAGUACGUGACGCUUGAUUACGCCCUUUUUAGGUCGUCGGCGGUCGAGAUUGACCGGGAUCUGGAGUACAGGAACAUGUUCGAUGCGACGAUCGACGCGUUCGUGUACGCGAUGGAGAGAGAAGGUUAUCCUAGAAUUCCGGUGGUGGUGACGGAGACGGGAUGGCCGACGGACGGCGGAGAUGGCGCCGGAGCUGGUAAUGCGUUGGAUUAUAAUAGGAAUGUUGUGAUGAGGACGAAGGGUAAUAUUGGAACUCCGAAAAGGCCGGGAGUUGGGGUUGAGGUUUUUUUAUUUGAUUUGUUUGAUGAGAAUGGUAAAACAACUGGUGUUGAGUUUGAGAAACAUUUUGGAAUAUUCGGUGUUAAUGGAAUCAAGGCUUAUGAUAUUAGCUUCAUUUAAUAUCUAUUUAAAUUUUAAAUUAUAUUUGAUUUUCUAUAAUUAUUUAC
Erythranthe guttata (spotted monkey flower) is the source of this 1269-nucleotide messenger RNA. Its product is annotated as glucan endo-1,3-beta-glucosidase. The record is from RefSeq and is a predicted model, not a curated record. Gene Ontology annotation, biological process: carbohydrate metabolic process. Gene Ontology annotation, molecular function: hydrolase activity, hydrolyzing O-glycosyl compounds. NCBI's taxonomy places the organism in Eukaryota, Viridiplantae, Streptophyta, Magnoliopsida, Lamiales, Phrymaceae.